Messenger RNA from Acaromyces ingoldii, 1541 nucleotides. Its product is annotated as Metallo-hydrolase/oxidoreductase. The record is from RefSeq and is a predicted model, not a curated record. The transcript is spliced from 3 exons. Gene Ontology annotation, biological process: secondary metabolite biosynthetic process. The coding region runs from base 203 to 1390 and encodes 395 amino acids. NCBI's taxonomy places the organism in Eukaryota, Fungi, Basidiomycota, Exobasidiomycetes, Exobasidiales, Cryptobasidiaceae.
GCCGCGACUGCCGGACAGUUAAUUGCCCGCGAGGCCGACGACGUCCUCCCCACGACCCCCCACAGCCCUACGGCCCCACGUUCCGUCCUCCUUUACUUCCUUAUCACCAGCCGUCGACGGUCCGGCACGCACGGCCCGCUUCUUUCUUUACCGCCACCACCACCACCAUAGCCAGCAGUGCCCUCCCCAAGCUGAUUGAGCCAUGACGGAGCGUCUCAAGCCACUGGGCGAGGUGACGCGCCUCAGCGACUCAGUCAUUCGAGUCCUGGGAGGCAAUCCAGGCAAAUUCACACUACAGGGCACAAACACCUACCUCAUUUCCCCGCCAAGGGCCACGGCAACACCCACAACCCCCGUCCAAACUGUCCUCGUAGACACGGGUGAGGGCGUUGAGUCGUAUGCGCUCCUGCUGCAGGCGGUGCUGGACGGCAAGGAUGCGCGGGCCGGCUCCUCGCAACGGUGGAUCUCCGACAUACACCACGACCACGUCGGCGGACUGCCAUCGGUGCUCGAGAUGCUCUCGCGGCGGGCACCUGCGCCGUCGCCGCCCAAGCUCCACAAGUUCCCCGACCAGGCCAGCGACGGCCUCCUCUUUGAGCAGCUCAAGAAGCUGCCCGCGAAGCGCUUCCAGCCUCACAACGGCCUCGACGGGCCCUCGCCCAUUCGCCCACUCAAGGACGGCGACACCAUCGAGCUCGACGAUGUCACGCUCCAGGCUGUCCACUCGCCGGGCCACACGGCCGACCACAUCUGCAUCCUCCACCACGGUGAGCGUGCCCUGCUCACGGGCGACCACGUCCUGGGCCAGGGCACGACGGUAUUUGAAGAUCUCGCGUCGUACCUCUCGAGUCUGCGCACAUGCGAGAAGGUCCUCGAGGGAGCUGGACCCACGCAAGUGGACGAGGUGGAGGGUGGACUCGCAGAGAGGAGCGAAGAGAGAAAGGAGGGGGAAAACAGGCUCUAUCCAGCUCAUGGACCCAUCAUCGAGAACGGCAAGGCGACGCUGCGCGAGUAUGUGCGGCAUCGCAUGGAGCGUGAGACCCAAAUCAUCGAGCUGCUGGCCAAGCCGAGCCCCGACGAGGAAGAGGAAGGCAGCGGCGAGCAGGGCCACUCCCAGUGGUCAAUCAAGAGCCUCGUCUCGGAUCUGUACAAGUCCUACCCGGAGCACCUCUACCCGGCGGCAGCGCGGGGCUUGUUCCUACAUCUCGGCAAGCUGGCCCAGCCAGACAAAGAGUAUGAGGGCGUCACAUCGGCCGAUGGAGCGAGGGUGGAGUGCGUGGGACACCAGGUGGUGCCCAGGAUGCCCCAGUCCGACGGCGAAUGGCUCCAGCUCAUGGAGUCUCGAUGGAGGCUCCUCGGCGACAAGGCAAAGCAAAAGGGUUCCCUGUAGAAAAUUCCUUUCUUGACUGCGUGCUCUCAGAACUCGCUUAUCACAAGUGCAUGGCGUCCAGUGUGCACGCUUGUCUUUAUCAUGGACAAUACCCCUCCUCAAAAUGUGAUUUCAUUAGCAGCUACGCCCCAGCAUUGACCUCCUCUGUGGC